CUUCAGCAGACUGGCUGUUACGUCUGUUUCUCUCAAUUGGCCUCUGUGAUUCAGCAUUAUCGCUCUUUACACGGCCUGGUCUUUGCUGGUUUGCGAUAAUAAAGGGCAAUCUCAUUUAACACCGCGGCUCCGAUAUGCCAGACCCUUUCUUCUCCGCACCAAAAUCUCGGAAACGCAAGCGGUCUGUUCCUCAAGAACGCGGCUCGUCAGCCUCCAAAAAGAGCCGGCCAGUCAAUGGAAAAGUUGUGGGGAAGGGCAAGCAGAGGGCCGGCGCUGCGCUAGGCCAGAAGAAGAAGCGGGAUGAGGAGCUGUCUGACGAGACACAGGAUGAGGACGAUGGUGGAGGAAUCGACGAGAUGGACCUGAGGGCGCCGGAUGUUAAUGCUGCUGCGUACGAAAGUGGGGAUGAGGACGAGGAUGAGACUCCGGCAGAGAAGAGGUUACGACUGGCGAAGAUGUACCUUGAUGGAGUGAAGCAGGGAUUGGGUCUAGCGGAUGGGGAAUUUGAUGCCGCAGAAAUUGAUAGAGAACUCAUUUCCUCACGAUUAAAGCAGGACGUCCUAGAGCACUCUGGGAAGAUCCAUCUGUUUGUUGCAGACAGCUACGACCUCGCCAACCCUCCGUUACUUCGCACCCGUGGACACCAUUUCUCCGCGACUGCAGCAGUCGCGUCCACGGACGGGCGGUGGCUUUUCACCUCAGGAAAGGACGGAUCCAUCAUCAAAUGGGAUCUAUAUACGGGCCGGAAGUCACAUGUUUUCCACAAAAUCAAGCCAGCUAAAGAUAAGGGGAAGGGAAAGGCGGUGUUUGACGUGAAUGGGCAUACAGACGAAGUGUGGACUAUUGCGUUGAGCGUGGACGGGAAGUACCUCGCAAGUGGAGGAAAGGAUAGACGCGUGGGUGUGUGGGACGUCGAGAAGAACGAGUGGGUGAAAGGUUUCAGCGGACAUCGAGAUCAUAUAUCCGCUCUAGCGUUCCGAAAAGCACCAUCAACGGCUUCCACCUCGACACAACUCUACUCGGGAUCUUUUGACCGUACGCUGAAGCUCUUCGACCUCUCUUCUAUGGGGUACGUCGAGACGCUCUUCGGUCACCAGGCGCCGGUGCUUUCUCUCGACGCAUUGCGAGGCGAGACGGCUGUGAGUGCAGGCGGACGAGACAAGACGGUGAGAUAUUGGAAGAUCCCAGAGGAGACGCAGCUCGUGUUCAGAGGUGGCGGUCGCAGUCGGUGGUUUGACGACCUGGAGGGACUGGAGGAGGAGGACGGAGAGGAAGACGGGGCGAAGCCAAGGAAGAAGCGAAAGGGAGAGGGCAGGUCGGAGACAAAAUUCGUCGAGGGAAGCAUCGAAUGCGUGGCGAUGAUUGAUGAGAGUAUCUUUGUGAGUGGAGGGGACAGCGGGUCCAUCAGCUUAUGGACAACACAAAAGAAAAAGCCGGUGUUCACGCAGGGGCUUGCUCAUGGGAUAGACGAGUCGCAGGUGGACACCGAAGAUGUCGACAUCGUGCGAAAACCGCGUUGGGUGACUGCCAUCGGUUGCUUGCGGUAUUCUGACACUUUCGCUUCUGGUUCUUGGGACGGCGACAUUCGCCUAUGGAAGCUCGAAUUUAAGCUCAAGUCGUUCUCUCUCAUUGGAAGCAUUGCUGCACUUGGCGUUGUGAACUCGUUGCAGUUUAUCACGCCUCCGAAAGAGUUUUUCGAACACGCGGAGUGGUCACGCCCACAGGCGUCCACAGAUGCUGCCGCAGUGAACGGCAAGAAGCGCGAUGCCUCUGCUCCUGUGGUGUUAGUGGCCGGGGUGGGGAAGGAGAUGCGGUUCGGGCGGUGGGUACAGAAAAAGGGUGAUGGGGUGAUCAAUGGUGCUUUGUUAGUUGCACUACACCCACGGACGUUGGAUGGUUGCUGAUCUGUGCGCUAAUUGUUUCGACCACGAUUACUGCCGAUGCUCUGGAUGGAGCCUUGCAUCUUUGCGCUAGAAUCAUUCGCUUAGCACUCGAGGAACUUCCUAUAACUGCGUUCCCACCAUGAAGCUCUCCAAUGGAAGUAGUGGCAAUUAGUACGGCGAG
This is a messenger RNA of Laetiporus sulphureus 93-53, 2064 nucleotides long. RefSeq names its product WD40 repeat-like protein. Gene Ontology annotation, molecular function: protein binding; snoRNA binding. The coding region runs from base 135 to 1904 and encodes 589 amino acids. The record is from RefSeq and is a predicted model, not a curated record. The transcript is spliced from 6 exons. Lineage: Eukaryota; Fungi; Basidiomycota; Agaricomycetes; Polyporales; Laetiporaceae. Gene Ontology annotation, cellular component: small-subunit processome.